Messenger RNA from Sabethes cyaneus, 381 nucleotides. RefSeq lists its product as uncharacterized. Bases 1 to 381 code for a protein of 126 amino acids. The transcript has 2 exons. NCBI's taxonomy places the organism in Eukaryota, Metazoa, Arthropoda, Insecta, Diptera, Culicidae. The record is from RefSeq and is a predicted model, not a curated record.
AUGCGUGUUACCCGUAAAGGCCGUAACAAUUAUGCUAUAUCUGGUGAGUUCGAAACAUUCCAAAAUUGGGGAAACGAAAAUACGGUUCACUACCAGAUAACAAACUCCCACGGAAUGCUGCUCUACCGUGGACAGAAACCGUUUUGUGCAGCGUUUAAUUGGCAACAUCCGAUUGUUAUGAAAAUACGAAAGUACUCGACCAUACCACCGGGUAAUUAUUGUCCGCUGGCGAAGGGUAAUUAUGAGUUGGUCGAUUUCCGGCUUCAAGAAGAAGAUCUGCCAUUGGUGGCGGUAAAGGAUACUUACACUGUGCAGAUAAAAAUGACGGGACCAGAAGAGCACUUGGUGCUGGCUUAUAAGGUGCAGCUUUCUAUUUCCUAA